This is a messenger RNA of Cylicostephanus goldi, 680 nucleotides long. The record is from the annotation of a GenBank genome assembly. Lineage: Eukaryota; Metazoa; Nematoda; Chromadorea; Rhabditida; Strongylidae.
AUGGAAAAAGUAAUAUUGGGCCAUUCCACGCUCUUCACUCUACCCUACAUGGAUAACCUUCCCACAUUUUUUCCGUUGCUGAAGAACUCGCGAUGGCUCGCUCCAGUACUUCUUAAUUCCUCGCUAGCAGUCGAUUCGUUUCUUUUUAUAUCCGGAACAGUGGCAGCAUACUCUAUGCGGAAACGUCUACUAUUCAGAUCUUAUAGAGAUGCAAGAUUUUCGCUUUAUCAACUCGUCUAUCGCCUGCUAAUGUUUUACUUCCAUCGCAUUCUCCGAAUAUGGCCAUCGAUGCUAGCAUUCACGCUUUUCAUCCGCUUCAUCUAUAAUCACUUGGGAGACGGUCCGAUGUGGUCGUAUGAUGGUAAAUUCCUUAAUUAUCUAAACGUUUCAACAAUCAGAGGUGUUCCAUUAGUAAGUGAUACAAACAGUGACCUUAGUGUCAGACCUUCAACAAGCACUUAUGGAGUUGCUAUAAGUCAGUUUGCGCUCUUUGCGUGGCGUUUAGGCGUGCCCUUCACUUCUUCGAAUUCUGUGUCUCUUGCUAAGGCUCACUGUUAUUUCGUUUUUCUCGACUCCAUGCGAGUUGGUAUUCGAAUACCAGCCUCCUGGGGUGAAGAUUUCGUACGGCUAUCAUGUUAUGAAAUUGCCAAAGGAAUAGACGCGGUGAACCGAAGAUAAUU